Chara braunii is the source of this 1284-nucleotide messenger RNA. NCBI's taxonomy places the organism in Eukaryota, Viridiplantae, Streptophyta, Charophyceae, Charales, Characeae. The record is from the annotation of a GenBank genome assembly.
CGACGAGAGAGAUAGGCGACCCUACAGGUCGUCGGUGAAGUGUUUUUAAUGCGAUGAGCUGGGCCACUAUGCGAACCAAUGUCCCUAUCGAGAAAGACGGCAGUACUCCAACAGACCGUCCACGUCAGCGGACUCAAGGCGAUCACGAUCUCCAAGGAGAUAUGAAACUCGGCGGAGAGAGUUUUCUCCGAAGAAGGGACCGGACCUGCAAGAUCAAAUGGCUGAUCUCGCUAAGGGAAAGACUACGAUGAAGGAACACUUCGAUCAAGUGCGGACCAAGAAGGAAGAGAAGGCACGACGGAAACUCGAGAAGGAACGUGCCAAGGAAGCGGAGAGAUUAAGAAUUGAAGAGGAGGAAGCACGUUCGGCGCAGGAGGAAGCACGACGUGAAGCCAAGAAACGGAGGAAGGAAGAGAAGGCCAAGCAGGAAGCUACCUUGAAAGCUGCUUUGAAGAAAGACGUCACCAUGCACGUAGCCAUGUUGAUGAGCGAGAUCAAGGACGAUUGGAUACGACAGUGGAAGACUACGGUUCUUCCUACACUCACAGGAGGGGGAUGCGAUGUGAAGGGGAAGAAACAGGUCAAAUUUGAGAAAGAGGAGGGUAGUGGGACGGAGUGCAGCAGUGAAGGGAGCGAGAUGAGCGUGAUGCAAGAACUGAGCGAGAAGACCGAGCGCCUGUGUAUUACCGAAAAGAGGAAGAGAACGGAGGAUUUGUCGUUUGCCGAUAGUCCUCCUAUGGAAGCGCCUCCGAAGCGAACCCCUAAUCGGGGGGUGGUCAGAUUUGGUGAACCGAGUCCACGCACUACACGUGCCAGAACGAAAGGAGCCCGUACUCCGAUUCCAGCAAAAAGGAGAUCACCCAUCAAGACACCAUUAUUGAAGUUUACAAAGAAUCGCAAACAAUCUCCUCCAAGCGGGAAGCUGACGCCCGCUAGUAAGUCGUUGACUCGACUCCGGCUUCGUGAUGCAAUCAUGCGAGAAUUGAAGGAUUGCAACGCUGAAGAACUUCAGCGCUUCUGUAAAGACGAAGGCAUCCAAUAUGGAGGUAAGAUUGACGCCAUUUUCGAUCUUGCCGAGCAUCGUUCCAGCGGCAGUUUCCUUGUAACACUCCAUCAUCCGAAGUUAUUCGAAUUAGCGAUUCUAUCGAAACCCAGGCAAGCGAGUCAACGGAGAAUCAGGAGUGAUGUGACAUUCGUCCCGUCCACUGGCUGAAAAUAUGUCGAGCAGAACUACCCUUUCCUGGGUAGUGUACAGGUGUCCAGGAACAAAUCGAGCAUCUGGUC